UAACGAUGGACGUUAUUUGUUUAACACGGAGAAAAAAACGUUGUAUAGUGUUGAAUAAUUUUAAAUUUCGAGAGUAUAGGAAAUUAAAAAAUGGAAAUUUCAAUUUUCGGUGCACUAAUAAACUUUGUAAUGCUAGUGUAAUUGUAAGCAAUAAUAGUGACCAAAUUGUUGAUAAAUCUAAAAGUUCGAAGCAUAACCAUGAGGUAUAUUCAGAUCAAAUUAUAUCUAGAGAAAUUGUAAGGAGCUCAUUGAAAAGAAAGGCAGAAAAUGAUCUAUAUACUCGUCCAAACAAAUUAAUACGCCAAGAGUUAAAAAAUAGUGAUGUUGCUGAGAACAUGGAACAUAGUGAUUUGAAGCUGAUACGUCGUUCAAUAUAUGAUGUACGAAAAAAACACUUUCCCACGCUACCAUCAAACUAUGAAGAGUCUUUAAAUCAACUUUUAGAAAUGAAACAAACGUUGUUGUAUAAAGGUAAUCAAUUUUGUUUUUCAAGCUAUGAUAAUUCUGUUAUUUUAUUUACUUGUAAAAAUAACUUGGAAGUGCUUUGUAAUAAUGAACACGUGUUUGGUGAUGGAACUUUUACGUAUACACCAAAACAUUUCAUGCAAUUGUAUACAAUUCAUGCUUAUACAAAUUAUUAUUAUUUACCAGUACCUAGUAUACUGUUUUUUAAAAAAUAAACAUGCAUCAACAUAUGUGUCUAUGUGGAAAACCAUAAUGAACUUGGCAAUGCAGUUAGUAGGAAAACACUUAAGUGUAAGAAUAUUUCAUGCAGAUUUUGAAAAAGCUGCACACAAUGCUCUUCUUCAGAGUUUUCCGCAGUGUAAAAUAGUUUGCUGUAAAUUCCAAUUAGAACAAAUUUGGUUCAGGCCUUUGCAGAAAAAUAAAAGUUUUUUUAAAGAAUACUCAAAAAAUAAUUCUGAAGUUGGAAGGUGGCUUAAAUAUUUUUUCGGUUUACCUUAUUUAGACCCUAAUGACGUUUCGGACGCAUUUACUGAAAUAAUUUCAAUAGCUCCAUGUAACAUUAGUAUGGAUUUUCCAGACUAUAUAUUAAAAAAUUAUAUUGAUGUUGAUGCUGAUUUUGAGCCAGAAUUAUGGGCUAGUGAACCAGACAAUAACCCAAGAACAACGAAUGGAGCUGAAAUCUUUCACAUACAUUUCAAUAGUCAAUUUUAUACCCCCCACCCACAUAUUCACCAAAUUAUUCAAAUACUUAUGGAAAUUCAAGUCGAUACUGAUUUAAAAAUUAAUUCA
Molecule: messenger RNA, 1254 nt
Organism: Sipha flava (yellow sugarcane aphid)
Lineage: Eukaryota; Metazoa; Arthropoda; Insecta; Hemiptera; Aphididae
Exons: 1
Source: RefSeq, a predicted model, not a curated record